AUGGCAACUAAAGUGGUUUUGUGUGUGCCGACAUUUUUAUGCUUCACCCGUUUUUAUUCGACUGCUUCCAAAGCUCUAACCGUCGGAUCAACUGCUUCGGUAGAGAAGACAAUUUCGCAGAAGGAUGUGACGCUUUUUAGUGAGCUAUCUGGUGAUUGGAAUCCAGUUCAUCAUCGCAAAGACAACCCGGUAGUUCAUGGUGCUUUGUUGAACGGAUUUGUGUCGGGGGUGAUUGGCUCUAAACUGCCUGGUCCCGGGACUUUGCUAGUCACCGAGACACUGAGGUUUCCAAACCCUUGUUACAUUGGUGACACUGUGAUUGUGUCGGUAGAGUUGACUGAGAUUAGACGACUCAUCAGUUGUAAAUUUAAUGUUACAUCCAAGAAGUACAACAACGUGGUAAUGGAAGGGGAGGCUAAAUUGUUAGUGAAAGACAUAUGA
Molecule: messenger RNA, 441 nt
Organism: Macrosteles quadrilineatus (aster leafhopper)
Lineage: Eukaryota; Metazoa; Arthropoda; Insecta; Hemiptera; Cicadellidae
Product: hydroxyacyl-thioester dehydratase type 2, mitochondrial
Exons: 1
Coding region: 1-441 (146 amino acids)
Source: RefSeq, a predicted model, not a curated record